UACAGGAUCGAGAAGCAAGCAUUAGUUUUUGCAGUUAGUGCACUCUCUUAACCAUUAAAGUAGAAUGACUGCACUCUUUUAUCUUUUCUUUUUCCUGUUCUUUUUGGUAUGGUUAUUCGAUUAUAAUUUCGGUCUUUUUGGCCACAAAGCCUUUUAUUAUGAUUUAUUUGAACUUGUCUCAAAGUAUUUAACUUCAAAAUUUAUGGUGAGGGUUGCCUUUAUUUAUAGAAUAGACUUGUUUUGAGUGUGCAGAUUUUGUGUCAUUGCUGGAAACAUAUCUCCUAUUGAUGUCAUAACUCAUGUACCAAUCCUAUGUGAAGAGGCUGACAUUCCUUAUGUUUAUGUUCCUUCAAAAGAAGUAAGUUUGGACUCUCUCUCUGCUCUCUUCUCCUUAGCCAUAUUAAGCAAGUGACACCUGACCAAGCUCAAAUAAAGCCUUAGUUCAUGU
This is a messenger RNA of Rubroshorea leprosula, 448 nucleotides long. NCBI's taxonomy places the organism in Eukaryota, Viridiplantae, Streptophyta, Magnoliopsida, Malvales, Dipterocarpaceae. The record is from the annotation of a GenBank genome assembly.